GAUAUUGUUGUAAUGACUGGUGUUCGAGAUAUCUCUUGUAGGCUUUGCCUAAAAACUAUAGCCGAUAAAAGUUUUGAAGUAAUAAACAACGUUAUCAUGGAUAUUCUUGAUGUUCUUUUGCUGAAACUGAAAUUAGAUGAUGUCAGCAAGGAGGUUAUAUGUAGUGUUUGCAAAAGAAAAUUAUACGCAGCAUUAGAAUUCAAGUCAGCUUGUUUGAAUACCGAUAACAUAAUUAUUCCAUAUGUGGAUUGCGAAAAAAUGUUACAGCUCGACUUAAGGGAAGUGUACAGGAAGGAAAAGAGAGACGAGUCAAUUUCAGAGAAUCAGAAAAUAUGUCGAUUGUGUAUGCAACUAGUAAGAAGUGAGUUUAGGUGCAUACGUGAAAAGGAACUCGAAGCUAUUCAGAAACUUACUCCUGAAAUGAAUAUAAAUAUCAUCGUAGAUCCCGUUGUUUGUAAACAGUGUUUGGAUUCCCUGUGCACCCACAAUAGUUUCUGCAGAGAAUGUUUGGAAGCAGAGGAAAACUUUAAAGGUAGUUCUGAUGGUCAAGCCACAGAAAGUCAAGUUGAUACAUCAUCAUCCAAUUUAUUCGUUAAGACUGAAAACUUGGACCCAGAAUUCGAUAUUAACGAGAUGGAAAUGUCAAUCAAAGCCGAUAUUGUCGACAUAAAAUCUGAACAUGAGGAAAGAAGCGACAGGCCACUGGAGAGCUCCGAUACCGUACCAUUCGAGGAGAGUGUCUGUAAAGAUGAAGAAGAGGAUGGAUGUAAGCACGAGGAUAGAUCGCCGAAUAAAUAUAAUAAGAAAAAAAAGCAGGAACGUAAUGAAUUGUACAGAUGUGAUAAAUGUAGUUACAAAACUGAAAGUAAGAUCCAUUUUGUAGCACACUGUGCUAGAUGUGGGAAUAAUUCGGAAGUGUACAAGUGCAGAACGUGCGAUUAUGAAACUAAAUUUAAGGGUAAUAUCAAAAACCAUCAAUUGACACAUAAGGAUCCUUCGGAAGUUCAAAUGUACAGCUGUAACGACUGCGAUUACGAAACUAAAUUCAGGGGUAAUAUUAUAGGGCACCAACUGAAACAUAAAAAUACUUUCCAGGUUCAAAUGUACAAGUGUAACGAUUGCGAUUAUGAAACCAAAUAUAAAAGAGCUAUCAAACGGCACCAUCUGAAGCAUAAAGAUUCAUCACAGGUUCAAAUGUACAGCUGUAACGACUGCGAUUACGAAACUAAAUUCAGGGGUAAUAUAAUAGGGCACCAACUGAAACAUAAAAAUACUUUCCAGGUUCCAAUGUACAAGUGUAACGAUUGCGAUUAUGAAACCAAAUAUAAAAGAGGUAUCAAACGGCACCAUCUGAAGCAUAAAGAUUCAUCACAGAAAAUUGUUGUAAUGACUGGUGUUCGGGAAACUCAUUGUAGGCUUUGCCUUAAAAUUAUAGCCGAUAAAAGUUUCGAAGUGAUAAACAACGUUAUCAGGGAUAUUCUUGAUGUUCUUUUGCUGAAACUGAAAUUGAAUGAUGUGAGCAACGACGAGGUUAUAUGUAAUGUUUGCAAAAGAAAAUUAUACGCAGCAUUAGAUUUCAAGUCAGCAUGUUUGAAUACGGAUAACAUAAUUAUUCCAUAUGUGGAUUGCGAAAAAAUGUUACAGCUCGACUUAAGGGAAGUGUACAGGAAGGAAAAGAGAGACGAGUCAAUUUCAGAGAAUCAGAAAAUAUGUCGAUUGUGUAUGCAACUAGUAACAAGUGAGUUUAGGUGCAUACGUGAGGAGGAACUCGAAGCUAUUCAGAAACUGACUCCUGAAAUGAAUAUAAAUAUCAUCAUAGAUCCCGUUGUAUGUAAGGUGUGUUUGGAUUCCCUGUGCACCCACAACAGUUUCUGCAGAGAAUGUUUGGAAGUAGAGGAAAACUUUAAAGGUAGUUCUGAUGGUCAAGCCACAGAAAGUCAAGUUGGUACAUCACCAUCCAAUUUAUUCGUUAAGACUGAAAACUUGGACCGGGAAUUCGAUAUUAACGAGAUGGGAAUGUCAAUCAAAGCAGAAAUUGUGGACAUAAAAUCUGAAAACGAGGAAAGAAGCGACAAGCCACUGGAGAGCCCCGAUAAUAAACCGUUCGAGAAGAGUGACCGUAAGGUUGCAAAAGAUGAGAGAUGUAAACGCGAGAAUAGAUCAACGAACAAAUAUAAUAAGAAAAAAAAACAGGAGCGCAAUGAAUUGUACAGAUGUGAUAAAUGUAGUUACAAAACUGGAAGUAAGAUCCGUUUUGCAGCACACUGCGCUAGAUGUGGGAAAGAUUCGGAAGUGUACAAGUGCAAAACGUGCGUUUAUACAACUGAGCAUGAGAAAUUAUUUCAAAGGCACCAAUUGCGGCAUAAAUGUCCUUCGCAGGUACAAAUGUACAGGUGUGACGAUUGCGAUUACCAAACUAAAUUAAAGGGUAAUAUGAAAAAUCAUCAACUGACACAUAAGGAUCCUUCGCAGGUUCAAAUGUACAGGUGUAACGACUGCGAUUAUGAAACUAAAUACAAGAGUCAUAUCAAAUCACACCAACUGAAACAUAAAGAUCCUUCACAGGUUGAAAUGUACAGGUGUAACGACUGCGAUUAUAAAACUAAAUACCGCUACUAUAUAAAACAACACCAAUUGAUGCAUAAAGAUCCAUCACAGGUUCAAAUGUACAGAUGUAACGAUUGCGAUUUCGAAACUAAAUACACGAAUCUUAUCAGACGGCAUCAACUGAAGCAUAAAGAUCCAUCACAGUUUCAAAUGUACAGAUGUGACAAAUGCGAUUACGAAACUAAGAACAAGGGUAAUAUCACGCGCCAUCAACUGAUACAUAAAGAUCCAUCACAGGUUCAAAUGUACAGGU
This is a messenger RNA of Anoplophora glabripennis (Asian longhorned beetle), 2860 nucleotides long. RefSeq names its product zinc finger protein 184-like. The transcript has 8 exons. The annotation marks the transcript as partial. Gene Ontology annotation, cellular component: nucleus. The record is from RefSeq and is a predicted model, not a curated record. Lineage: Eukaryota; Metazoa; Arthropoda; Insecta; Coleoptera; Cerambycidae. Gene Ontology annotation, molecular function: RNA polymerase II transcription regulatory region sequence-specific DNA binding; DNA-binding transcription factor activity, RNA polymerase II-specific; zinc ion binding. Gene Ontology annotation, biological process: regulation of transcription by RNA polymerase II.